Messenger RNA from Geodia barretti, 906 nucleotides. Lineage: Eukaryota; Metazoa; Porifera; Demospongiae; Tetractinellida; Geodiidae. The record is from the annotation of a GenBank genome assembly.
GCUAAAUUGGAGAAGAGCCCACGUGGUGCAACCAUAAUGUUGUCUUCUCGGCUUUUGCCGGGUCUGGGCAGAGUUCCCGGGCCUCUCCAGUGGAACCAGGUCCGUGGGAGUAAGCAGAAGUUCGGGGGAGCCACCAGGGACCCGUUCAAGUCGUUGCAGAGAAAGCUGGGUCGAGAACAGCAGCGAAAACACGCCAAGGUCCCGCUCAUGAGCGAGGAGAGAUCCCAGAUACGGAGAUUGGCGCCCAUAACUACAACCAGCCUAGGACAAUUGGUUGCUACCUACGCUCCAUUUGAAAAGUUUGCAAGAGCUCCAUUUUACACUAGGGCGUGGUUGAGUCAGAGACGAAAGGCUUUCACAGAGAGCGUUGGGACCAUCUACUCGUUGGCCAUUAUACGGAGGAGGCUGCGGAAAAUGGAUCCAUUUCGACCGGUGGAGUUUGCCAAGUCUGCUCAGCAACAGCUCAUCGAUACAAAUGCUGCGCUACGAGACAAGGAUAAACGCAGGCUUCGGGCCUUGUUGACCGAAAACGCAGUUGAGUCCCUGAAAGAAGAGGUGGAGCAUCGGCAAUUUGUGUGGAAGUUUCUGGAACAAAUUGAGCGGCCCCGAGUCGUCAAUGCCAAAAUCAUCCCCAUGGAGAGCAAGGAAAACUACUUUGCACAAGUCGUCGUGCGAUUACAUUCCUCACAGGUUAUGGUGGUUUAUAAUGCUGUUGGUCAUAUUCUGAGAGGCCACCCAAGCAAGCCCAAUAGAGUGAUAGACUAUGUGGUAAUGGAGCGACAUCUGGAGACCAUGGGCAGUGGACUCGGAUGGAGGAUAGCGGGGAAGCUUCCACCACAAAUCCCAUGGAAAAAGGCUUUGCCAACAACGUCAGACAAGCCUCAAGGGGCCCUGCCCACUGCAUGA